Molecule: messenger RNA, 1144 nt
Organism: Patiria miniata (bat star)
Lineage: Eukaryota; Metazoa; Echinodermata; Asteroidea; Valvatida; Asterinidae
Gene: cyb561d2
Product: cytochrome b561 domain-containing protein 2-like
Exons: 3
Coding region: 40-765 (241 amino acids)
Molecular function (GO): transmembrane monodehydroascorbate reductase activity
Source: RefSeq, a predicted model, not a curated record
CAUUUAUGCCAAAACCUCUUGGUGGCGCUAUUUCACGAUAUGGAGGCGGAUGAAACCGCUGAUGCAGCAAAACCGGACCAUUUGAAGCCCAUUUUGAAGGGGAAAAAGGGGUGUUUACAGCGACUCUGCGCAUUUUUCAGUAUGGCUGCACACAUACUAGCCAUUCUGUUCGUCUCGUACAUGAUAUAUUUGGCUUGGCCUUUUUCAAGCCUCUUUUCAUGGCAUCCAGUGCUGAUGUCUAUUGCUUUUGUGUUUCUGAUGACCGAGGCCAUCCUGUUUUUCUCACCGGAUAGCAACCUCGUCCCUAAAGCCAGUCGCAAGACCAAGCUCACCUACCACUGGAUCAUCAACACCACAGCAUUGCUGUGUGCCCUGGCCGGGCUGGCCAUCAUGGUGAUCAAUAAGGAGCGGUACGGCAAAUCCCACUUCACCAGCUGGCACGGGCUGUGUGGCGUCUGCACCGUUGCUUACACCUGUCUUCAGGCAACUGCCGGGUCUACCCUCAUGUUCCCCAAACUGACCGCCAGCCUGGUCAAGCUUGCCGAUCUGAAGCUCUACCAUGCCACCUCGGGCCUGGUGCUCUUCACGCUGGCUUGCACCACGCUGGUGCUGGGGCUGUUCACAGAUUGGUUCUGGAACACCGCCCAUGGCUCAGUCUGGUAUUUCUGCAUUGCCACAGUCGCCUGGCUGUCCCUAGUCAUUAUGAAUCAGAUCACUCAAGCCUACCUGCCUAAAUCAUUCAAGAAGCCUUCUCAGCAGUACUGAGCUGACAGUAGUCUUGGUCCCAGACUGGCAUUUGGGUUUUAUUCCCCACAUACAGCCAGUCCUUGACAAUGGCGUUUAAGCCGCCGUGGCGUAGACAUCUCUAUCAACAAAAUGAUUCAAGCUAGUCUGAGGGACUUUGACAGCGCUACCCAGGAUAUUCCAAGCAAACCUCACGCGCGUGCAUUAGCUUGCAUACAGUGCCCGUACUGUAUGCUCACAAGUUUUGGGGUAGCACUGCCAAAGUUCCCAAGACUUGCUUCAUCUUGUUGAUAGCAACCUCCACCGGCUUUAGUGCGCUUCUUAGGGGCUGGCUGUAGUAGUAAUAAAUUUAAAAUCCAGUCUUUGGCAAAGACUAAGCAGACAGAAAGGCAACUCGUGU